UGUUUUAACACAAUAAAUAAUAUAACUAAUCCUCCUCUGUUUUCAAUAUUAUCAUUAAUAUUAUUAAUAUAACUCUCAGACGGAUUUGUGAAAUCGUUUUGUGCUUGUGCAUUUUUGUGGUUAUUUAUUUUAAUUUUAAUUUUUAUCGUAUGGAAAAAUAAUCAAAUAUAGUUUCAACAUAAGAACGUGUUCAGGCAAGGUCAACUACGUUAAUGUAACCGUACCCUCAUAUUAAACGUCAAGUUAUCCAUCAAUUUCACAAAAAAAAAAAAAAAUUAAAUUGCUUACACCCACAUAAACGCUCAGCAGGUGCAGCUCAGUGUUAAUUAAACCAGGAAGAACGAAUGUGAGACCAUAUUUCGUGUUUUAUAUGUGUGGAUUUGAAAACUUGAAGGACUCUAUGUGGCAACACGUGCUGAACAUAAGAUGACCAAAUGCGUGGACAAUGCCCGGUGGCCAGCCAGUGCAGCUGAUCGUCAUGGUGUUGGUGUAUUGUGGAACAAUAUUUGCAGAUUGGGCCGAUUGUCCAACUCCUUGUCAAUGCAAGUGGAGUUCAGGGAAAAAAACAGCGUUGUGCAGAGAUGCCGAUUUUACCGAUAUACCUUUAUCGCUAAAUCCAGAUAUGCAAGUACUUGAUCUGAGUUCUAAUAACAUACGCCACUUACCGGAGGACGCAUUUAAAAAAGUAGGACUCCUUAAUCUGCAACGAGUAUUUUUACGUGGCUGUGGAAUACGAAAUGUUCAUAAAGAUGCAUUUAGAGAACUGAAAAUACUUAUAGAACUAGAUCUUAGUGAUAACUUGAUUGGUUCAUUGCACCAAGAGACAUUUUUGGGAAAUGAACGACUUCGUGUACUCUAUUUAAAUGGAAAUCCUUUAACUGAAAUUAAGGAAGUUCAAUUUCCCGUAUUACAGCAUCUUCGAACACUAGAAUUACAACACUGUCAAAUUAAGCGAAUUCAUAGAGAUGCUUUCUUGCACUUGUCUUCGUUAGAGUCUUUAAAUUUAAAUGGAAACCUAUUAAAGUGGUUAUCAGAAACUGUAUUUUUGCCAAUAUCAAAACUAAAAACAUUAUCUUUGGAUGGAAACCCGUGGGUAUGUGAUUGCCAUCUAAGGAAUUUUCGAAACUGGUUUGUUUCGUCAAAUUUAUACUCGCACCCAUUGUCAUGUAUUGAACCAAAUAUAUUGUCGGGUAUUCGGUGGGAGAAUAUAAAACCACCAGAGUUUGCAUGUCCUCCAUUAGUCAAAAUUGACAGAAACAGUGUGUUAGAAGAUGCUGGUAAUAUUACUUUUACAUGUAAAGUGACCGGAGAUCCUGAGCCAGAAGUGAGCUGGUAUUUCAAUGGACAUAGUAUAGACAACUAUACCGAUCGAAUGGAUGAAAAUCGUACAUGGCUAGAUAACAAUCAAAUGUGGAGUGCUCUUCACAUAUUCAAUGUUUCAGAUGUAGUGGCUGGCGAAUUUACUUGUGAAGCUCGGAAUUUACGUGGGAAAAUGUCAGCCAAUGUAUCCUUAGCUUUACCAGAAGUAGCAGUUGCUACGACAUUGAGUAAAUCUAAAUCUAUGUACUUGGUUAUAGUUUGUGUAGCCGCUAGUGCAAUGGUUUUAUUAUUUUUAAUAGGCUUGACAUGUUGCGUAUGUCAAGUGAAGAAAUCUGGUGGACGGCGUGAUAGUAAGACUAAUUUUAAAGGAAGUACUAGUUUCAGCGAUGCAGACAAACGACUUCUUGACGCUAGCAUAUCCACUACACAAGCUGGUAGCUGUGAAAUGCUUGGUGGCUCUUCUUGCCAGGACUUGGAGCUCAUUGAACAGUCAUUACAAAAUAUCCCAUUGGCUUCCGUUUGCGAUCAACAACCGGUUCACAUAACUAUCGAAAGUCAUGACCCUAAUUCUAGUUUGUCACUGUACCCACCACCACCAGAAUUUUCCACUAGUAUUUUGCCAUCAGUCAGUGGUUUCGGAAAUAUAUUUAUUUCAGUAUCAGUAAGUCAAGAACCACCAGACCCUGAAUCUAGGUAUCCAGACUUGCUUGACAUGAAACACAGACAAAAACAAAACGUUAGUGUUGGUACCAGCUCAACCCAUCAUCUUCCACCAGCUUCGUCAUACUACGCUACUAUGCCAAGGAAAAAACGAUUAAUAGACCAUCAAUCCAUCAAAUCGGUGAUGCCAAAUUACGAUAACAUGGGUCCGAGAAUUACUGCAACAGGAAGUUGUACGAACCUGUCAUCGUUUUCUAAUAGCGGUGAAUCUUCCGACGAUAUACCACCGCCACCACCGCCACCUUUAUGUACUGGACACACUGAUUACGUGGCUCUGUAAUUAAACAAUAAUUUAAGUACUAAUUGAAAAAUAAUUUUUUAGAUC
Molecule: messenger RNA, 2365 nt
Organism: Melanaphis sacchari
Lineage: Eukaryota; Metazoa; Arthropoda; Insecta; Hemiptera; Aphididae
Product: leucine-rich repeat-containing protein 24
Exons: 4
Coding region: 446-2320 (624 amino acids)
Molecular function (GO): protein binding
Source: RefSeq, a predicted model, not a curated record